This is a messenger RNA of Anopheles coluzzii, 1172 nucleotides long. Its product is annotated as histone H1-like. Lineage: Eukaryota; Metazoa; Arthropoda; Insecta; Diptera; Culicidae. Gene Ontology annotation, molecular function: double-stranded DNA binding; structural constituent of chromatin; nucleosomal DNA binding. Gene Ontology annotation, cellular component: nucleus; nucleosome. The transcript has a single exon. Gene Ontology annotation, biological process: nucleosome assembly; chromosome condensation; negative regulation of DNA recombination. The record is from RefSeq and is a predicted model, not a curated record. Bases 282 to 1031 code for a protein of 249 amino acids.
UUUUGAAAGCCUAACAUUUUGCCAACCCGAAACAAUCAUCUGAUUCAAGUGUUCAGAGCAAAUAUGUGGUUAUUUUCGAUAGAAAGUACAACAGUAUUUUUGCAACUUUCUUUGACAACCGCAUCGAAAAUCUGACAUAAGCUUUCAAUGUGUUUCCUCUCAAGUUCCCAAAUUCGAGUCACCCCCGAGCAUAGGUGAGCAUAAGCAUAAACAUAAACAUUGCUGUGUCAGUGUGUGAGUGAAAGCGAAUAACCCCUCAAACAAGCGCGAAAGCAACUACGAUGGCCGAUUCCGCAGCGACCGAAGUCCCGGCUGCAGCAGCUGCUGCCCCAGCCGCCACGGCCAAGUCACCGAAGAAGCCAAAGGCGGCCGCCGGCCCCAAGAAGCCCAAGCAGCCAGCGGCACAUCCUCCGGUCAACGAGAUGCUGCUGGCCGCCGUCAAGGCACUCAACGAACGCAACGGUUCCUCGCUGCAGGCGAUCAAGAAGUACGUGGCGGCCAACUACAAGGCUGACGUGACCAAGCUGGCCACCUUCUUGAAGAAGGCCCUCAAGACUGCCGUCGCCAACGGCAAGCUGGUCCAGACCAAGGGAACCGGUGCGUCGGGCUCAUUCAAGCUCUCGGCCGCAGCUAAGAAGCCAGCGGUAGAGAAGAAGAAGAAGGCAGCGGCCCCCAAGAAGUCGGCCUCUGCCGCGGACAAGAAGAAGAAGACCGCAGCCAAGAAGCCCGCCGGAGAGAAGAAGGCCGCCGCCAAGAAGACCACCAAGAAGGCUGACGGUGCCGCCGCCAAGAAACCGAAGGCCGCCGCAGCUAAGAAACCCAAGGCCGCCGACGGAGCGAAGAAAGCCGCCAAGAAACCGGCAGCCCCGAAGCAGAAAUCCACCAAGCCAACCAAGGCCGCGGCUGCCAAGCCAAAAGCACCGAAACCAAAGAAGGCAGCAGCUCCCGCCAAGAAGGCCGCCGCUCCCAAGAAGGCUGCCGCACCCAAGAAAGCCGCUGCCCCCAAAAAGGCAGCUGCAGCCAAGAAGUAAACCACCUACUACACGUUAUACUGCAUGCUUCUACAACAGCAUUGCAAUAACGCUCUCUUGGUUCCAAGCAACAGUCCUUUUCAGGACUACAAAUCGAAUCAUUCAAGAACUUCAUCAUUUCAUUCGAACACCUUACAUAUU